Molecule: messenger RNA, 2444 nt
Organism: Protopterus annectens (West African lungfish)
Lineage: Eukaryota; Metazoa; Chordata; Ceratodontiformes; Protopteridae
Product: GTP-binding protein Rhes-like
Exons: 2
Coding region: 325-1533 (402 amino acids)
Molecular function (GO): GTPase activity; GTP binding
Source: RefSeq, a predicted model, not a curated record
UCAGCCAUAAUCAUCUUUGCGCCACAACUGGUUAACUGGAAGAUACAAAACAGUUCAGCAGUGAUACAUAGUACAUACAGCACGGCUGAGACGUGUCUCUUAAUUCCAGGGAACUAGCCAUUCUGGUACCGUCAAUAAUAGUAACAUGAGAUCUACGACAAGAUCUCUCUGUUCUCUUCUCCACCCCCCACUCCACCCCGCUGACGUUUGCAGUCAGUUCUGAAAAAAAAAAUCGAUGCCUAUAAAUGACCGCUUGUAGAUGAUAUUACCAUCACAGUUUCAGUGUUUUACUGAAAAGGUGGAACACGGAAAACUGAAGUCAACAUGACUCCAAAGCUCAAAACAAGUUUGAUGGCACAGGCUGUUAAGCUGCAAAUCCUCAAAAGAAAGUUGAGUGAAGUCACUGGCUUAAGGGCUGGAGAUGGUGGAGUAGAUCAACGGUUCAGGUCACUGAGCGACCUCCUUCCGACCCUGGAUAAGAACAGCGUAAUCAAAACCAUCAAGAAGGCAAGAUCGUGUAGCGCUCUUUUCCAAGCGGUCAACCACAAGGUGAAACUAGUUUCAUGCCCCAGCAGUGAAACUAGUAAUCUGACUGCAAGUCCGGGAAAGUGCAGCACCUUGGAGAGCGACACUACGGGCACUGGUGCUCAACGUGCCAACUCGGCAGCUCCAAAUCAACAUCCAGAAGAAUCAGCAAACUUCCCAUCUAGCUUUUCGUGUUCUGCAAACAGCGCCUGCCUUUCAGAUUCCUCAAAGGGAAAUUCUGAAGUGACCUGUCCCGGCUGUACACAGAAGUUGAAAACUAGCAAAUGUAUACGUUUGGUUGUUUUGGGCUCCUCCGGAGUGGGAAAAAGUUCUUUAGUAAGAAGACUCUUGAGAGGUAAUUACGAAGAGGGAUAUCAGCCAACUGUCGAGGACUUUCACCGUAAGGUUUACCUCAUCAAUGGUAACCUGUACCAGCUAGACAUUUUGGACAUGUCUGGCAGCAACACCUUUCCAGCCAAGAGGCAGCUGUCCAUAUUAACAGGUGACGUAUUUCUCUUAGUUUUCAGUCUGGAUAGCGUUUCUUCAUUCCUGGAAGUGUGCUCUCUGCGAAAACAAAUCUUGGAAGUGAAAUCUAAACUGGGGAAAGCAGACGAAAGCAAUCUUGUCCCCAUGGUGAUCUGUGGCAAUAAACUGGACUUGGGCUAUAACAGGGCUGUGUCCCAAGAAGAGGUAAAUAGGAUUCUGGGGCAUGGAAGCAAUUUCUUUGAGGUCUCUGCCAAAGAGGGAAUGAGCACAGAGGAGAUGUUCCAUACCUUGGUUCGGAAAGCGGGACUGCCUGUGGAAACUAGUCCAGCCCUUCAUAGAAACAUCUCUGUUAAUUAUUUUCAUCAAACGAGGUUAGAAGCCAAAGGCAAAAAAUAUAUAGAUGCCUGCGGAGCAGUAUUCCCCUGUGCAGUCAGACCAAGCAUUGACAGCGACCUGAAACAAAUCAUGAAGCACAACGUGGGCAGGAGGAAAAAUAAACUGGAGAAAUGUAAUAUACAGUAAAAAGAUAUCGAUCACAGGCAAUAUUUUUGCAAGGCAAACCAAACUUCUGUUUUUUUCCACAUGUCUACGUGUGAGGUGAAACUAACUACGAAGGCUUUUAAGUUGUGUGCGCUUGUCGCCUGAAAUAUGCAUUGCAAUUAAUUUAUUUGUUUCGCCCUGUCUACAAAGAAGCCUUGUUACUGUCACAAUUAUUCAAUAUCUGAGACACACUUUGACUUAACAAGGCUCAUCAGCGGUUACACUUUAAGUUGUCAUUAAAAGGUGCUUCCUUGACAGCCAUGGCGAUUCACAAUGAUACAGGACAAUUGCUGAAAACGCAGUUCACUGUAACCACGGCAAUAUGUAUCAAUUUACUUUCGAAAUGUUAUUUUGUAUAACUGUUUGCAUUGAUAAUUAUAUGCAAUUAUAAUUUAUAGCUAAAAUUCAUUAUUUUUAACUCAGUUAUGUCAUGGGAUACUACUAUUAACCCUUAAUAAAAUGUUAAGGCUAUCUCGACUGUUUUGUUAACCUAUGUUUUGGUUCAAUAAAGACUCGAUGAAAAAAGUUUAUUAAAUACCGCGGUGGGAUCAGAGAUGCAGCUUCCAAUAGACUGGACAAAAUGAUAAUCAGCUUACUUUGCACUUUUUUCCAUAACUGCAAAUGCUGCAGAAUAUGACAGCUAUGAUUAACUACUGACAGCGUAUAACAUUGUCUAAUGCACUAUCAAAAUUGUUAUUUUGUUGCACCUUUGCCUGGCGGGAACAAAUUCUUCUGAAAAUGAGGACACAUUUGUUUUAGUAAACUGAUUCCAGUUUGACGGACUUUAAUGCAAUGUUUGUUUUGUGGGGGUUACCGUAGACUCCAAUACAAUUGAACCUAUGAAAAAUGUACAGGCUACUGAGACUUCAAACAGUUGCCGUUGAACAUACUAA